UGUGUAAAUUUGCGGUUUUUCGGUGUAAAUACAAACUCAGAACUUUCUCAGACCGAGAGAACUCUCGGUGUUUCGCCUCUUCUCACGUCGUGUUGUUGUUGUUGUUGUUUGUUUGUUUACUGAGAUGAGCCUCCCUCCGUGAGUCCUCCUCCGGUUCAUUUAUCGCCUCCAGCCUCCGGUCCCUCCGCCGGGAGAUGAAGCCCCAGUAGCGCAGGGGGGACACCGGAACGGAGCCGUAUCGAGCCGAACGGACCCGGUCCCCGUGAGAACCAGUCUGGAAGCCCCGCCGACGGGGAAGAUGAGAAGAUGAAGCCGCUGCUGUGGAUUCUGGUCUUUCUGCUGCGGAGUCCGGCGGGAAGCUGCGGGACCGGUGUGGUGUUCACCAAGCACCCGUCCAACCAGACGGUGUCUCAGGGGAACGAGGUGAGGCUGGGCUGUGCUGUGGAGGGCGUCACGGAGCCCGACAUCAUGUGGAUGAAGGACGGGGAGAAGCUCUACAGCACUGACCAGGUGUUCCUCACGCUGGGAGAGCAGCACUGGGAGACCUCGCACAGUGUGAGGUCGGUCCAGCAGCAUGAUGCGGGUCAGUACUGGUGUGAGGUGGAGUUCCACGGCCUGACGUUCUCCUCUGAACGAGCCUGGAUCACAGUGGAAGGUGUUCCUCACUUCAUCCAGGAACCUCAGGACGUAGCGACGUUCCCCAACGCCGCCUUCAACCUCACCUGUGCAGCCGUCGGACCUCCAGAACCGGUGGAGGUUCUGUGGUGGCUGGGAGGAGUCCAGGAGGGAGAACCACGACCGUCACCCUCCGUCCUCCACGUCUCAGGUGUGAACAGCAGCGUGAAGUUUUACUGCGAAGCGAAGAACGCCAGAGGAAUCUCCGUGUCCAGAACCGGGACGGUCCACAUCAAAGUGCUGCCGGCGGCUCCAGUCGGCCUGCAGGUCCUCGGGAUGCUGGACAACAAUGUCACACUGUCAUGGCAACCGGGGUUCACGGGUCACUCUGAGCUGACCACCUGCGUCGUCCAGGUGUCGAGGCGUUCAUCUCGGAGGUGGGAUCUCCCCCCGCAGGAGGUCCAGGUUCCUCCUCACCUCCAUGUUCUGUCAGGUCUGAGGAGUCACUCCAACUACAGCGUCAGAGUUUCCUGUGUGAAUGAAGUCGGGGCGUCUCCGUUCUCUCCGUGGAUGCACUUCCUCACACCUGAGUCAGUUCCCUCGGCGGCCCCCAGGAACCUGACGUUUGACCUGUCGGAGCAGCAGCUGGCUCUGAACUGGGCCAAGCUGCAGGACGACGAGCUGCAGGGAAAGCUGCUGGCCUACAAGGUGCAGUGGACUCUGGGAGGAGAAGCUCAGGAGCCGCUGCUGUUUAAGGAGAACUCGGCGCAGCUCUCAGGAGGAGGACGGUUCUUCAACGCCUCCUUCCAGGUGUCGGCCUGCACAGCGGUGGGCUGUGGUCCAUGGAGCGCCCCGGUUCUGGUGCUGCCCGCCUCAGUGCAGCUCCAGGUCCAGAGGAGCCACAUGUGGGUCGGUCUUCUGCUCGGCCUCCUGGUGGCGACCAUCGUCGGUCUGCUGCUGACUGUUGUCGCUCAGCGUCGAGGGAAGGAAACGCAGUUCGGGUCGGUCUUUAAGACUCCGGGUCCUGAGAGUUCGGUUUCCUUCACUGCAGCUCGAUCCUUCAGCCGGAGUGCCGCUGAUCAGGAGAACACCUUGGACAGUUUGGGAAUCAACGAUGAGCUGAAGAACAAACUGCAGGACGUCCUGAUUCCAGAGAGGCUGCUGACGCUGGGACACAUGCUGGGAAAAGGUGAGUUUGGUUCGGUGCGUGAAGCUUUUCUGAAGAGUGAAGACUCGUCUGUCCAGAAGGUGGCGGUAAAAGUUCUGAAAUCUGACAUCACCUCGUCAGGUGACAUUGAACAGUGUCUGAAGGAGGCGGCCUACAUGAAGGACUUCCACCAUCCCAACGUCAUCCAGCUCAUCGGAGUGAGUCUCCACCGUCGUCCGAGCCAGCGGCUGCCGAUCCCGAUGGUGGUCCUGCCGUUCAUGAAGCAUGGAGAUCUCCACACCUUCCUGCUGCUGUCCAGGCUGGGAGAUCAGCCAUUUGACCUGUCUCUGCAGACUCUGGUCCAGUUCAUGCUGGACAUCUCCAGGGGGAUGGAGUACCUGAGCAGCAGGAACAUCAUCCACAGAGACCUGGCCGCCAGAAACUGCAUGCUGAAUGAGAACAUGACGGUGUGUGUUGCCGACUUCGGUUUGUCCAAGAAGAUCUACAGCGGAGAUUAUUACCGUCAGGGCUCCGUCUCCAAGCUGCCCGUUAAAUGGAUCGCUUUGGAGAGUCUGGCCGACAACGUCUACACAACUCAGAGUGACGUGUGGGCGUUUGGCGUGACCAUGUGGGAGAUCAUGACUCGAGGUCAGACUCCGUAUCCUGGAGUGGAAAACUCAGAGAUCUACGAGUUCCUGAUUAAAGGAGAACGACUGAAGAAACCAGCAGACUGUAGAGACGACAUAUAUGAGAUCAUGCACAGCUGCUGGAGUCCGGUCCCUAAAUGUCGUCCCAGUUUCCAGCACCUGGUCGACCAGUUGGAGGCGCUGUGGCUCAGUUUGUCUCCUGCCCCGCCGUCCAAGGAGCCUCUCCUGUACGUCAACCUGGAGGGGGAGGAGGGGGAGUCUGGGAGAGGGGGUGGGGCUAUGGGAACCCGGGCCUUGGGGCCGGAGGAGGCGCCGUCCAGCUGGAGCGUCCCCUGGCAGCGGCGGCCAGAGGACGAGGAGACGGACUGGCUGAUGGUGGGGUCGGGGGCGGCGCUCGCUAUUGGUGGAGAUUACCGUUACAUCAUCAGCCCAGCGGGACCCUCUGAGGAGGGGGAGGAGGGGGAGGGCAGCAGGGGGAGGAGGAGGGAGUCGAUGGACACGUUAGAGGACGAGGUCAGAGACGACGAGGACGACGCCGUCAUCAACGUCUGACCAAUCAUGGCGCUCCUCCUGCUCCCCUCAAACCUCAUUGGACCAGAGCUCAGGCAGAAGGCGGGUCUAGACGAACCUCCAGCCAAUCAGGACCAGAACUUCCACCUGCUGUCUCCUCAGCGCCACCAGCCGAUCGAUCAAUCAGCUGACCGAUCAGAAACUGCAUUUCCUGGUUUUAGACGUCAGAGUUUUAAAGUUUUUAAUGGAUGAAAUAAACUUUCUGGCGCCUCUAACCUCGUUUAAACAAUCAGGAAAUAACCACAGAUUAAUCAGUAAUCCUCUGGACUGAAGAACGGAGCGGUUUAAAGACGUCACUUUGGGUCUCAGGGUUAACCCUAACCCUGAGACCCAAAGUGACUCCUUUAAAGGUCAACCCUAACCCUGAAAGACAUCACUUUGGGCUUUAGGGUCAGCUCAAAGUGACAUCUUUAAGGGUUAGGGUUCAGGUCGUCCCUUCAAGACGUAACUUUGGGUCUUUGUUACACUAAAGAUGAUUAAUGAUGAAACAGAUCAGCAGAUUGAAGCUAACAGUAGGGGGCGCCGUGAUGACGCAAAAACACCUCAAGUUUAAAUGUUUUGUUUUUGUUUUUCUCUUCAGACUUUCCUGUUUUUACAUCAACAAGCCGUUAAAACUGCAGGAAACUAUUGUUUUAUUUUAUUAGGACUUCACUGUUUGUCGUUUUGGAGACAUUUUAGCCAAGAAAAGCAACAAAACACUUUUAUUUUUACACUUCUCAUUUUUAAAACCACUGAAAUGUGAUUCUUCUAAUGGUUUCCAGUUAAUUAUCUGUUAAUCGAUUAAUCGACUGAUCGCUGCACCUCAUUAAUAUUUACUUUAAAAAUCCUCAAUGUGGUUUCAGUCAUGUGUUUGAAAUGGACGACACCUGUUGGCUGCUUGAAGAGGCUCCGCCCUCUAUGAACAGACCCACUGUGUCUCUGCCUGAGCAGGUGAGGAAACAGCGCCUCACCUGGCCGACAGGUGAACUGCAGCUGUUACUAAACUGAGUCUUUCCUGCUGUAAUAAACAGAUAAUAAAGGUGAGUUUUGGGGGGUUUUAGGUGUGUCUUCUUCCUGACUUACCUGUCGGUUGCCGUGGAAACAGGGAGAGAGUUUUAAAGUGGGUGGAAGGUGAAAUCCUGGCUGUUGUUUGUUUAUAUUUCCAAUAAAGUUGUUGUUUCGCUGUU
Molecule: messenger RNA, 4145 nt
Organism: Acanthochromis polyacanthus (spiny chromis)
Lineage: Eukaryota; Metazoa; Chordata; Actinopteri; Pomacentridae
Gene: tyro3
Product: TYRO3 protein tyrosine kinase
Exons: 19
Coding region: 307-2961 (884 amino acids)
Biological process (GO): cell migration; nervous system development; phagocytosis
Cellular component (GO): signaling receptor complex
Molecular function (GO): transmembrane receptor protein tyrosine kinase activity; ATP binding; protein binding
Source: RefSeq, a predicted model, not a curated record